AUGAGUUUUGAUAAUUCCUCAAGUUCAAAUUCUAAUUUACCAAUUGUGGAUUCCCUGCCCAUUAGUAAUAAAGAUAGCCCUCAAAACGAGUCACAAUCAUCAACCUUUGAAUCGUAUAAAUCAAUACAAAGCCUGGAUAUCACAGAUGAACCAUUUGAUACAUCAUUAAAAGUUGAACAAUGUGAAGAUUCUAGUAAUUCUUGCACCAAAGUGGAAAAUUUACCAAAGGCCAUACGUCUGACAGAUUUUAACGCUAUCAACGCAUUCAAAAAUUUCCUAUCAAACCCACUGGGAUCCAAAACAUUAAGCGUUGGAACAGAACAACCGAAUGAAUUGGAUGUUAGCGGUAAUUACCAAACGUGCGGGAAUAAACCUGAAUAUAAUCGACAAGAAUCGCUGAGUAAAGAAGAUGUGUACAAUUUAUCAGAUGAAUUCGUGUCAAACAUUUCAACUUCAACAUCAAGCGAUAUUGACGAGAGCCAAUAUUUGGCAGGAGAGUCUGAAGUUGAUUUGUCAACGCCACUGAAACUUAAAGACUUGAUGAUCUAUAAAACAAUACAGUUUAUGGAUUAUAGACGUUUUUCUAGAAGAUUCAAUGGGAUUAGGAAGCCAGUUUCAUACAAGAAGGCGAUGUUAAUCUUCUUUUUCUGCGCAGUUCUGGCACUGACACCAUUCGUGGUUUUCAGACGACAUGAUGAACACUAUACAAUUAGUAUACAAAUAAAACGAGGAGUGGUGACAUAUAUUUCAUCUCUGGCAUUUGUAAUUGCAGCAUUUCUGCUUGCCAAGGCGCAAGUGAGCCUGCCCUUGCGCUUCCCAGUGAUUCUUUCGUAUAUAUUCAUGGUCAUAACCAUGAUCGUGCUGAUCGUUUUCAGAAAUAUCGCACACCUCGAUGUGUUCAUAUGGACAAUACUAAUCUCAUUCGCAUCAGAGCAAGUCUUCGUAAUCGCAAUCACAAAGUUGUUCAUACACUAUGUCCCUAUAUUGGCACUACACGGCCGGUUUCUGUCGUGUACGGAGCAUUUCCACCUGAUCAAGAGAACACAACACGCAAAUAAAAUCAAUAUUACAAUGAGCAGAUAUAACGAUUAUACAACGAUUUGGGAGAGUGGAUCGUGCGGGUUCUUUACUUGCAUAUACAGGUCAUUCUACCGUUUCUUUCUGUCAUUACACAAGAGAAUCAAAGGCCGUACAAAUCAAAAAGAUGAGCCUCUGUUUGGACACCAGAUGAGAUAUAAUGGAAAGUUCGACUCAAAUAACCUGCCACACGGGUACGGAGAAUGGCUAGAAGACCACAUCUACGGAGAACGUCUUCAAGGUUAUUGGUGGCAUGGGUACCCAGUAGGACCAUUUACUUCACAAGAAAUAGGAUCGGGUUCUAUAUUUGUAAACAACAGAGUUGCAUUUGUGACUGAUACACACUUGGAGGGACCGAAAAUACGCUAUGGAGUAUCGUCGACAGAGUGCUCAAUAUCGGGAUAUUUCUUCAAGCAAAUGCCAAAAACAUAUUUCUUCAACCCUGAUUACCGAGAAGUUGGGAAUUGCAAGAAGGAACCAUGUGACUUGUUUAACUUACUGAGAGAAAGUUUUGAUGGGAUUAAGAGUUCGACACCACAAUGGUGUUUUGGUAUGUUGAAGAGACAGUUUCACAUCAACAGACCGAAUAACCAAGGAUAUAUGAACAUUUACGUGGACAAGAUAACAAACUCACUAAAAAUUGAUGGAUACAGAAUUAAGAAAACGGACCCGUCAGCAGAGAACCCUGAUGAGAUAAACAUCAAGCUGGUAAUGUUUAAGGGAAAACGUAAGGAUUAUGGUCCGCCAGAUGAUUACCAGAGCCCAGUGGAGCUUAAACUCUUUAAGCCAAGCACCACAAGCCUAUUUAAUAAAUUGAGAAUAAAAAAUAAUGAUAAGGAUGGUAAUUCAAAGCAAAGACGUGGGUGUAAAUCACAAAUUAAGAGUAGGAUUUCAAUGCUGAUCAGAGACGAAGACGAGUGGGAGAAUAAGAAACAGAUGUGCAGACACAAGAUUGUGGCGAGUGGUUGGAAAAGAAUAAGACCCUCAACAAACCCAGAAUUGAUACCAGAACACGUAGUACUAUAUAUCCAUGGAUAUAAUCUAACACUCUACGAGGCGUGUUCUCAGAUGGCUCACAUUGUUUCAUUUUCGAAGUUGCCUCCAUAUAUACUACCGUUUGUUUUCAACUGGAAGGGACACCACUGGGGAAUGUUUUCUGCCUUUUCGUACCCCAAGGCUGUUAAAAUCUGCACGAACCCGAACAUUGUGGAUGCAUUUAUCGAGGUUAUCGAGGACCUCAUUAAGCUGGGAAUCAAGCAUAUUCACUUUUUGGUUCACUCCUGUGGAACAAGAGUGUUCUUAAACGUGAUUUUAUCAGCGAUUAAAAAAGGGUACAUUGUUCCGGUAUUGAGUGACGAGUACCUGGUCAUAAAAGAGGAGACGAAGAAGGACCGUCUACGUAUGGAUAGUAUAAUUUUAAUUAACCCAGACUAUCCGAUGGAAAAGUUCAGAAGCUAUGACUACUUUGUUAUUCGAGGGUACUGCGACCACAUUGUCAUGUACGUCAAUAACAUGGACCAGUGCCUGUACGUGUCAGAGUUCUAUAACAGGGAACAGUCGCUGGGCAGAUCCAUAUUUGAAAUGUGCACAAGCAGUAAAGUAAUAUCCAAUAUACUCAAGAAAGAGUAUAUUGAUGAACCAUUCACAAUAUAUGAAGGCUACUGCAGAAGUGCCAAAAAAACCGAGUUUGAUAGGGACCACAGAGUUGUUAUUCUGGAUCAAAUUGGUGAGCUCUCUACACCGUCAGAUGGGAAUUCGCCUUAUAGCAAAGAAACUAGGGUUGAUAAUUUUGAGUUGCUAGGAUAUGAUGAAAAACGUGAAAAUAAAAAGAGUAAGUUCGGUGCUCGAUACUCACUUGGUAAAUAUGCAAAAACCAAGAAUAUUUUCUGGACUUCAAGGAUCAGCAGUAAGAUUGACGAUGAAGGUAUGGAACUCUGGCUCGACUUAGAUGUCGUCGACACCUCGAUGAUUGACACCAAUGUUGACUUCUUCAAGCAUUCCUUCUACCAGGUUAAGCGUGAGAUCAUGGACGACAUCAGGGAGGUCAUUAUCAUGCACACUCGGGCCUUCCAGAGGCAGAGCAGACUAGACAGAAGGAGGGGGAAUGUAUAUGUUUUUAGAGUAGCCCCAAGAGAUGUUAGUAAACUUUUAUAA
Molecule: messenger RNA, 3231 nt
Organism: Theileria annulata
Lineage: Eukaryota; Apicomplexa; Aconoidasida; Piroplasmida; Theileriidae
Exons: 5
Coding region: 1-3231 (1076 amino acids)
Source: RefSeq, a predicted model, not a curated record